Cyphellophora europaea CBS 101466 is the source of this 1932-nucleotide messenger RNA. RefSeq lists its product as uncharacterized. NCBI's taxonomy places the organism in Eukaryota, Fungi, Ascomycota, Eurotiomycetes, Chaetothyriales, Cyphellophoraceae. Gene Ontology annotation, cellular component: nucleus. Bases 1 to 1932 code for a protein of 643 amino acids. The record is from RefSeq and is a predicted model, not a curated record. The transcript has a single exon.
AUGGCGCCGACAGAGGAAGAUAUUGCGUGGUUCAAGUCAACAUUUCAUCCAAUACCCAAAGCUGCACUGCCUGAUGAUUGCAUUGAGUACACCAUCUAUGCUCUGUCGUCAUCCCUAGAUUCCACCAACGACUCCGAGACAAGGCUACGCUUGAGGGACUUUCAGAAAUACGCAGUCAGUUUGCAGAAGCAAUGGCUACGUGACUACAUAUGGCAGCGUCAGACUUUCUCCUUGGAAGUACAAAAAGACGAUGGUGAGGUCGGUACCCACGAUGGCAGGGCACUCAAGAGGGAUCUAACCAAAAAUGUAGGAGUUAGUUUUCUUCGCGGGCGUACCGAGUAUGGUGACUCGAUCGAGGACGAAUGGGUAGUCGUUUGGAUUUUGCGAGAGAUUACGAAGAAGUUCAGCGACGCCUGGGUCAAGGUGACGGAUACUGAUGGCGAAUUCCUUCUGAUUGAGGCGUCGGGCUCACUUCCCGGUUGGCUAGAACCUGAUGUUGCGGAGAAUCGAGUCUAUAUCAAUGAUGGCCAGCUAAAGAUCAUCAAGCCAGCAGCAGGCUCCCGGUCAGCCAAACGAACAGAAGAGAAACUAAAUCCAGCCGAGGCUCGUCAAAUCAUUCUGAAAGCGCCGAAGCGGCUUAUGCACUCGACUUUGAUGGAGGAGGAAGCCUUUUACCGGUUGCGGAACUACCCCCAGCAAAUCAACGACAACAUCCAUCACGCGCUGGUGACUGUGCCGAGAAUAAUAGCUUUCCUGCUGAAACAGAAUCCAGCAUAUAUUGCUCCGGCUGUCGAAGCAUUCUAUUUGAGAGAUCCAGUCUCACUCACAAGACUGAGCGGCAAAACUGGAAGAGAAACGUUGCCCAUCCCACCCACAGAUACGGUAACACUUAGUGUACGGUUUCCGAAGGUUGCCUACGCACAGUUGAGGUCACAGGAUUUUCCUGCUCCUGCUGCUUUGAGAGACAUGAUGCCGGCGCAACUAGAGGGGGAGGGCUUUAUUCGAGCGGAAACAGGAAUGAAAAUCACAUGUGGUUUUGAGAUGCUUCUGACAGAUUCUCAGCACCAAGAUAAACCUGCUGUGCGAGAGAUGAAACUUUUGUUGGAGGACCUCGACGCCGGCGAAGAGGUGCUACCGACGGAUGAGACCAUGUCUCAUUGGGAGAUGCGACAAGAUGAUGAGAAGUGGAUGGAUAUCAACUUUGAAGACCUGGAGAAUGAGCUUGAUAGCAGCAGAUCGAAGCCGAAUGCGGGAAAGAAGCGUGAGUUUGGUGACAAAGCGACACAUGAGAAUCUGCAGAGGAUUGUUAAGCAGUUCGAAGAGUUCAUGAACGAUGAGAAAGCCGGCUCUGACGGAGCCGGCAUGUUUGGUGACGGGGACGAACUGGAUGAUGAUGACGAUGACCUAGACGACGACACUGACGACGAAAGUGGGGAAGACAAGAUGGCCAGCUUUGGAGAAGACGACUUCACGAAGCUGAUGCAGGAGAUGAUGGGAAUGCCUCCUGAAGUCAUGGCAGAGCUGAUGAAGGGAGAGCUGGGUUCGGAAGCGGCUGCUUCACAGGCAGGCGAAUUGGCAGCGGCUCGGACGAAGACCACAAUGACAGAGGCUGCCAAUAGUGGUGAUGGCGAUGAGGAAUUCGAGGCACACAUGCGACAUCUCGAGGCGGAACUUCGUGAGAAGGGUGCACUUGACCUCAACGCAUCUGAACGAGCCCUGAAAGGUGAAGGUGCAGAUUCAGACCUGUCAGACGAUGAUCUGGACGACAACGAUAUCGAUAUCAACCUGGCCCAGAACUUGCUCGAGAGCCUCAAAGCACAAGCGGGUCGAGCAGGGCCAGGUGGCAAUAUGCUGGGAAUGAUGGGUGCUUCUUUGCCGCGCCAGGACGAAGAACAGGAUGAGGAAGCUGGUCCGAGCCACCAUUCGAAGUGA